Gossypium raimondii (Peruvian cotton) is the source of this 2655-nucleotide messenger RNA. RefSeq names its product transcription factor MYB88. Lineage: Eukaryota; Viridiplantae; Streptophyta; Magnoliopsida; Malvales; Malvaceae. Gene Ontology annotation, cellular component: nucleus. Bases 540 to 1973 code for a protein of 477 amino acids. The record is from RefSeq and is a predicted model, not a curated record. The transcript is spliced from 12 exons. Gene Ontology annotation, biological process: regulation of DNA-templated transcription. Gene Ontology annotation, molecular function: RNA polymerase II cis-regulatory region sequence-specific DNA binding; DNA-binding transcription factor activity, RNA polymerase II-specific.
AAAAGUUUCGUUCUUUGAAAGAAACCCAAAAUAAUUUUCAUCUGUCAGUCUUCAUUUUUUCCCUUAUUUUCUCAUCAAAGUUUCAAUCCUUUCUCCAUUUUAGAUCUACCCCGUUUGUUUUUUCAAUUAUACGUAUAUAAAUGUAAUUUUGAAUAAAAAAAUCCAAGCUUUAAUUAGCAUUUAAAUUGCGGGGUGGUAUUUCCCAAAUAUAUAUGGAAAAAGUUAGAAUCCGAGGAAUGGUGUAGGAGAGGGGGACAAGCAAAGCAUAGAGUUCUUGAGAGUAAUAUGGAUUCCAUUUGAACCCAACAGUAAGCUGUGUUGUGAAAAAAAAAACAUCAAAGAAAAGAAAAAAGAGAGGGAAAUGGUGGAAGUGUUGGUUCCUUUUCCAGGGAUUUAAGUGUUUUUUUUCCCUUUUUUCUUUUAAUAAAGGGGUGAGAAAGGGGCUGCCUUUUUAGCAUAUGCCACUUGGGUUUUUUAAUAAAAGGGCAAGGGAGCGUCAAUAAGAGAUAAGUGAAGGCAAAAACAAAGUUUUUAAAAAAAUGCAGGAAACAAGGAAGAAGAAUGGUGGCAAUGAAGAUUCCAAGAAGAAGGAGCGUCAUAUAGUGACAUGGACCCAAGAGGAAGAUGAUAUCCUUCGUGGACAAAUCAGUUUACAUGGAACUGAAAACUGGGCUAUCAUUGCCAAUAAAUUCAAGGAUAAAACAACAAGGCAGUGCAGAAGGAGAUGGUACACAUACUUGAAUUCAGAUUUCAAGAAAGGAGGAUGGUCACCAGAGGAAGAUAUGCUUUUAUGUGAGGCACAAAAAGUCUUUGGCAAUAGAUGGACUGAAAUAGCAAAGGUGGUUUCAGGCAGAACGGAUAAUGCUGUUAAAAAUCGAUUCUCGACACUAUGUAAGAAGAGAGCCAAAUAUGAAGCCUUAGCAAAAGAGAAUACAGCAACAUGUAUAAACCCAAAUAACAAAAGAAUUUUACUUCAAAAUGGGUUCAAUUUAGAUGGAACAGCAGACUGUACUGAUUUUGUCAAAAGAAUGAGGAGAUCCCACGUUUCUGAUCUUACUGAAAACUGCAUCUUUGGAGAUAGAUCACAUAGAGUAUCUGGAACAAUGAUGAAUCAACAGCUAAGACAUCCCUUUGCAGUUUUGGGUCAAAAUCUCCACAAUGCUAAAAAUGUCAUGGUUCAAUCUCAAGUCAACAAUGUUAAGGAGGUUUCGAGCGACGCAGCUCAGGAUAAUAGCACUCGAGGAACAUUUCUCAGAAAGGAUGAUCCAAAGAUAAAUGCUUUGAUGCAGCAAGCAGAGCUACUCAGCUCACUUGCAUUGAAAGUUAACUCGGACAACACAGAACAAAGUCUGGAAAAUGCUUGGAAGAUGCUCCAAGACUUUUUGAAUCAGAGUAAAGAAAAUGACAUCCUGAGAUAUACAAUGUCUGAUAUUGAUUUGCAACUUGAAGAUUUCAAAGACUUGCUAGAGGAUUUAAGGAGUAGUAAUGAGGGAAGUCGACCGUCUUGGAGGCAACCUGAUCUGUACGAGGCAUCGCCAGCCAGCUCGGAAUACAGUACAGGGUCGACACUGAUGCCUCAUCCAGCUGGGGAAACAGGAGAAGAAGCCCAAGGUAAGAUAGAUGAACUGCACCAGGAUCUACCUUCAAGUCAUAUCGGAGAGCAGAAUUGCGGGAGUGAGGAGAAAAGAGCUGUUUCGGGUGCAAACACUAAUCAAGUCGAGAUAAUCCCAUCGUGUGACGACAUUACAAAUAAUAUAGUUGCUUCUACCUCAUCAAGCAUAGAGUUCAGUUCCCCAAUCCAAGUUACCCCACUUUUCAGAUCUCUGGCAGCAGGGAUUCCCAGUCCAAAUUUUUCAGAAAGUGAAAGGAACUUCCUACUUAAGACACUUGGAAUGGAGUCCCCUUCUCCUAAUCCGGGAAAUAAUCAUUCACAACCACCACCUUGCAAACGAGUCCUCCUCCAGAGUCUAUAAAUAACCUCUGAUCAUCUCUUAUAAUGAAAUCAACAUUGGUCUGAAGUCCGUAUAGAUGUAUACCUCAUAAUUUGUUUCCCUGAGCAACAUAUAGCUCAUAUUGAGUUUCCAUCUCUUUUUUUUCCCUUUUUGUCCUAGGGUUGCAGCCAUCUUGGCCUGGAAUUUUACAACAAGGCAUCUAAUGAUCUGCACUCCCAGUUCCUUGGCUUAGAAUGUUUUUGGUGCAUUCUAGCUUCUCAGACACAUCCAAUAAGAUGGCCUGAGUUUCAUUAAUUUCCUUUAUUUAUUUUUUCCUACUAGAGAGUACUACCUUAAUACUCACAUUAAAACCAGUGUGUGCUUGUUAGUGUGUGCCAUUCUUCUUUUUGUCAUCUCAUCCGAGCGGUUUCGGGUGUCUCUUCCAUCCUUUUAAUCAAGUUUUUGUCCUUGAUUUGUAUUCUAGUACAGAGCCUACUUUAUAAAGUCAUUAGAGUGUAAUUAUACAUAGGCAACUUGCCUAAAUAUGAUAAAAGAUAGAGAGGAAGAAAAAAAAAGAGAAAUAGUAAAGGAGGAUUAACCUUAUAUAAUGUUGUCGGGUGUGCAGGCGGUAUAGAAUAAGUUAUUUUUGUGGUUUUCUAUCCUGAUUUUCUAAUGUAAUGAAACUCAUAUGAUUUGAGUGAAUGUGUUUUGACUUUGGUGUGAA